CGAAUGUGCGUCGUUCCAUUACCUCAUAAAGUGCACAAACGAAUGACGUACGUUUGAGAAUUUCUAUUGUAAAGAUCAUUAAAUAAAGCAAAUAAAAGCUUAUACAUAUGUAUGUUUGUACAAGUGCACCAAAAGCUGCAACCACGUAAUUUUUGCAGUUUACAUCACAAUGAGAAGAAGCCCAAAUUUCAUCGUCAAAGUGAGAUUUUUUCAUUAAUUGGCGACACUAGUUGCCGCAGAACAAUCGUUUAGUGAAGUUGUAAUCCAUGAAUAAAUGCUUAAAUAAUGCAAAAAAACCCAAUGGCAUAAUAGUAUUCCUUUAAAAUAUAAACAAGUGCUUUAAAAGUGAAUUUUAGAAUUUUUUAUCGCUAUAAUAAAAUACGGAACUAUAGCAUUUAGCAGAUAAAUGUGCAAAUGCAGGCGCUAAAAAUAGUUUUUUUGAAAUGCUACGACUUGUUUCAUAGCAUUGGAAACGUGUUCACGCAGAAAAAUAUUAUUUAAAAUAUUUUUUUUCAUUUAUUCAUAGAUAAAUCAAAAACAUUGUUGCUAGUUUUGUAAAAAUUAAAACAAACGUGUACUCUGAUAUGAACAAAACAAAAACUUAACAACUUUUAUUAAAAAAUGAUUAAAGUGAAUGGGAAUUAUAAACUAAGUAUUAAGCAAUAAAUAAUCUGUGUUAAUAUAAAAUCAACAUAAAAAUGGCUGCCAUAUUACAACAUUUCAAGAAGAUGCUACAGCGUUAUCCCGUUACACGAGGUAUGGUGUCCUAUAGCCUGAUUUGGCCGACAAGUUCACUCAUACAACAGACUUUCGAAGGGAGAAGAUGGCCGGAUUACGAUUGGUGGCGUGCAUUACGUUUCAGUCUAUAUGGCGGGCUUUUCGUUGCGCCAACACUUUACAGUUGGAUUAAGGUCUCCAGCGCCAUGUGGCCACGGACAUCCCUACAGACAGCCGUUUUCAAAACAGCCGUCGAACAGAUUUCCUACACACCUGCUGCCAUGACAUGCUUUUAUUUCCUAAUGAGUCUGUUGGAAAUGAAGACCGUGGACGAAGCCGCUGCGGAGGUGCGCAAGAAAUUCAUACCCACAUAUAAGGUGGCUAUGUCAAUUUGGCCCGUUGUUGGCAUAAUAAAUUUCUCCGUCGUACCAGAGAAGAAUCGAGUGCCUUUCAUCAGUGUUUGUAGUUUGUUAUGGACUUGCUUUCUGGCUUAUAUGAAGCAUCUGGAGCAUCAGCAUGUCGAUGAAAUGGAUGGUAUAUUUACGUCGAAAGAGGCUAAAUUGUAAUCCUAAAUGGUUGGCAUGAUUUAAAUACAUAUACAUAUAUAUAAGUAGAUAUAAUAAUAUAUAGUCAAUUAUUUGAAAUUUAUGGUAUUUGCAAUAAUUUAUAAAAAUUGCAUAAGUUUUAAAUGAACAUAAACAAUUUUUGAUAUAAAAAUUUAAAAUUGAUAAUAUUAUUUACACUUUCUGUAGCAGCAUUACACCAGGAUUGCGCAUUUUUAGUUCAAAACUUUAAGUUUAAAAAUUUAAUUUUCAAUUUUUAAUUCAGUUUUUUAAUCCAAGAUAAAAAAAAAAUAUAGUUUCUUAAUUCAAAAAUUUGGGAUUAAAAAUUUAAAUUUCUAAUUUUAAUUCUGAUUUUGAGAAAAUAUUUUUUAAUUUAAAAAUUGAUAAAGAUUUACAUAUUUCUAACUGAAAAAUCUGGUUAACCAAAAUCGUGGAACACGAAGUACGCAAAAGAGAAAAAAUAAAUUCUAAACAAUUUAUUCUAAAUUUAUUUUUUUUUCAACUUUUAAAUAUACUUUUAUUUUCAAUACGAUUUUAAGAUACAUUUUUUAUAUUUAAUCCGGUUUUUGGAUUUUAUUUUUUAUUCCAGUAUUUGAGAUUAACAAUGUAUGUAUAUAUAAUUUCUUUAUACGGAAAUUUGGAAAAUUGUUUAAUUAAGAUAAUCGGGAUUACAAAAAAAAUUAAUAAAAAUAUUAAUUGAACUGUUUUUUAAAUGUAUGUUAAAUGCUAAUUUAAUUAUUUAUUAUAAUUUUUUAAAUGCAUUAUUUGCAACUCUUCAUUAAAUAAAUUAAAAAAUAAAACCAAACAAAGUAAUCUAAUAGUUAUAAUAGCACUAAAAGAUUCUAGUACAAUAAUACUAUAACAAUAUAUUUUCAAAUAAAUAAAAACCAUAUAUUUU
Molecule: messenger RNA, 2178 nt
Organism: Bactrocera oleae (olive fruit fly)
Lineage: Eukaryota; Metazoa; Arthropoda; Insecta; Diptera; Tephritidae
Biological process (GO): cellular response to reactive oxygen species
Cellular component (GO): membrane; cytoplasm; mitochondrion
Source: RefSeq, a predicted model, not a curated record